CGCUGCUCCGGUGAAAGGAGCUGCUGCUGCUGCUGCUGCGGAGUGAGCCAGGGGUGCAGCCACACCUGCAACAGCUGCAUCGCCCGCAUCGCCAGACCGGCUCUCAGAUCUGAAACGCCCUCCGUUCAACAUGCUUCUCCUUGGCCUCCUGUUUCUGCUUGUUUUGCAAAGCGAAGGCUUCAGCACCAGUUUUCCUGAUGAAACCUUUGCGGAGUUUUCAGUGAAUGUUUACAAUCAGCUGAGAGCUGCGGGGGAAGAUGAAAACAUUAUUUUCUCUCCACUGGGAAUAUCAAUCGCCGUGGGAAUGGUGGAACUCGGAGCUCAUGGGUCCACCCUUAAGGAAAUCAGACACGCCAUGGGAUAUGAAGUUUUGAAAAACGGUGAAGAAUUUUCCUUCUUGAAGGACCUUUCUGACAUGGCAAACGCUGAAGACAGCCAGUACGUGAUGAAGCUUGCCAAUUCCCUCUAUGUACAGAACGGGUUUCACGUCAGUGACAAAUUUUUGCAGCUGAUGAAGACGUACUUCAAAGCUGAAGUGGAAGAUGUGGAUUUCAGUCAAAACAUAGCAGUCGCCAGCCACAUCAAUAGAUGGGUGGAGAAUCACACAAAUAACAUGAUCAAAGAUUUUGUGUCGGCCAGGGAUUUUGGCGCUCUCACUCACUUGGCCCUCGUCAAUGCAAUCUACUUUAAGGGAAAUUGGAAGUCUCAGUUCAGGCCAGAAAACACAAGAACCUUCUCCUUCACUAAAGAUGACGAAAGUGAAGUGCAAAUUCCAAUGAUGUACCAGCAGGGAGAAUUUUAUUACGGGGAGUUCAGUGACGGCUCCAAUGAAGCUGGGGGCAUCUAUCAAGUUCUGGAAAUCCCCUAUGAAGGAGAUGAGUUCAGCAUGAUGAUUAUUCUUUCCAGGCAAGAAGUACCCCUAGCCUCACUGGAACCUCUGGUCAAAGCCCAGCUGAUUGAGGAAUGGGCAAGCUCUGUGAAGAAGCAGAAGGUGGAAGUCUAUCUACCCAGGUUCACAAUAGAACAGGAAAUUGAUCUGAAGGAUGUUCUGAAGGGCCUGGGAAUUACAGAAGUGUUCAGCCGGAGCGCUGAUCUCACCGCAAUGUCUGACAACAAAGAACUUCACCUUUCAAAAGCAGUUCACAAGUCUAUCUUCGAAGUGAAUGAAGAAGGCUCAGAAGCUGCCGCCGCCUCAGGAAUGAUAGCCAUAAGCAGGAUGGCCGUGCUGUACCCCCAAGUUAUAGUGGAUCAUCCUUUUUUCUUUGUGGUCAGGAACAGAAGAACAAGUACCAUCGUUUUCAUGGGGAGAGUGAUGCACCCAGAAUCGAUGAAUACAAGUGCUCACGACUUUGAAGAACUGUAAAAUCCCCACAAGGCUCACCAAACCUACCCACCCACCCACAAAAGAAAAUAAGCACACUGAGAUUGCAGUCGAUGUAUUUAAGAUUUGCCGUGUGAUUUGUUUGUUUCUUUUUUGCAUUGUUACAUUCGAGGCACGGUUUAAACGGAAAGGAAGAAGGGAGGGGGGGGAAGGAAAACCAGCUUCCAGAUCUUAACUUCAGCUAGAAAUUGCAGGCUACAGCUGUGGAAGAAAAGCUUUCAGUAUUAAAGUAAAUGUCGUCCUUGUGAUGUCUUGUGUUGGUCCUUUAAAAUAAAAACCGUAACCAUCUCA
Molecule: messenger RNA, 1672 nt
Organism: Lacerta agilis (Sand lizard)
Lineage: Eukaryota; Metazoa; Chordata; Lepidosauria; Squamata; Lacertidae
Gene: SERPINI1
Product: serpin family I member 1
Exons: 9
Coding region: 131-1363 (410 amino acids)
Biological process (GO): negative regulation of endopeptidase activity
Molecular function (GO): serine-type endopeptidase inhibitor activity
Source: RefSeq, a predicted model, not a curated record